Molecule: messenger RNA, 543 nt
Organism: Schistocerca nitens (vagrant locust)
Lineage: Eukaryota; Metazoa; Arthropoda; Insecta; Orthoptera; Acrididae
Product: cuticle protein 12.5-like
Exons: 2
Coding region: 45-482 (145 amino acids)
Source: RefSeq, a predicted model, not a curated record
CACCAUUCGAUCGCCAGACCGAAAGCCAACUCCACUCCAGCAACAUGUACAAGCUCCUGGUCCUGUCUGCCCUUGUGGCCGCCGCCUCUGCUGGAUACCUGGGAGGCUACGCUGCCCCCGCGAUCGCCGCCCCCGUGGCCUACGCCGCCCCCGCGGCCUACGCCGCCCCCGCCAUCGCCCACGCUCCCGUAGCCGCUGUGGCGCACGCCCCUGUCGCCUCCUCCGUGGCUAACACCUACAGGAUCUCGCAGACCGCCCGUCUCGCCGUCGCCGCCCCCGCUGUGGCUCACGCUCCCGUGGCCUACGCCGCCCCUGCCAUCGCCCACGCCCCGGCCAUCGCCGCCUACGCCGCCCCUGCUGCCUACGCCGCCCCCGCCGCCUACGCCGCCCCCGCUCUGGGCUACGCCCGCUACGCUGCGGCCGCUCCCGCCCUGAGCUACGGCUACGCCGCCCCCGCUCUGGGCCAUGCUCUGAUCCAUUAGGACCCCCACCACAUGCACCUGAUUCAUAACUCAUAAUCAAAUAAACAUUUAAAAACUCAAA